Molecule: messenger RNA, 681 nt
Organism: Aedes aegypti (yellow fever mosquito)
Lineage: Eukaryota; Metazoa; Arthropoda; Insecta; Diptera; Culicidae
Product: cuticle protein 38-like
Exons: 2
Coding region: 73-492 (139 amino acids)
Source: RefSeq, a predicted model, not a curated record
GCAAUCAAUCGGAAGCUAUCAGUUACCUGCUUUCAAGUCAAGCCUUACACAUCCCAAACAACCCCAAUCAAAAUGUUCGCCAAAUUGUUCUUCGUUGCCACUCUGGCCAUCGCUAGCGCCGCCCCCAAGCCAGGAUUCGUGGGUGCCCCUGUGGCCUACUCGGCUCCACUGGUGGCCGCUCCAGCUGCUGUUGCCCCUGCCGUAGCCUACACCGCCGGAUACGCUAACGUAGGAGAUUCCGCCGUUGUCACCUCGCACAACUCCCAGGUUAUCAACCCAGCUUACGCUGCCUACACUGCUGCUGCUCCACUGGCCUAUGCCGCUGCUGCUGCUCCAGCUUUCGCUCCCUAUGCCGCUCCUUACGCUGCUCCUUAUGCUGCCGCUCCUUAUGCUGCCCCAUAUGCUGCCCCGUAUGCUGCUGGAUUCGCCGCUCCUUAUGCUGCCGCACCUCUGGCCUACACCGCUCCACUGGCGGCCAAGUAUGUGCUGUAAAUAGGGGAGAUAGCGUUCCAACAACGGUUAGAAGAAUGAGUGAUUGAAUGAGUUGAUCUCAGUUUUGCAUAAGAUGCAGUGUUGAGUUAUGUUUUCCCUUUCGGUGUAACGAAGCAAAAACUUUUUCGUGAUGGAAAAUGUUGAUAUUAGAAGCAAUAAAUUAUUUAUCAUGAACAACUUAAACAAAAA